Molecule: messenger RNA, 1177 nt
Organism: Orussus abietinus
Lineage: Eukaryota; Metazoa; Arthropoda; Insecta; Hymenoptera; Orussidae
Gene: Cks30A
Product: cyclin-dependent kinases regulatory subunit
Exons: 3
Coding region: 63-302 (79 amino acids)
Biological process (GO): regulation of mitotic cell cycle
Cellular component (GO): cyclin-dependent protein kinase holoenzyme complex; SCF ubiquitin ligase complex
Molecular function (GO): histone binding; ubiquitin binding; cyclin-dependent protein serine/threonine kinase activator activity
Source: RefSeq, a predicted model, not a curated record
CUUUACCAACGUGUAUCGGUGUCUUUUCUUGUGGAUCUGUGAUAAAUAAAAGACACAGCAUUAUGCCACAUGAGAUUUAUUACUCUGAAAAGUAUUACGACGAUAAAUACGAGUACAGGCAUGUAGUUUUGCCAAAGGAAAUGGCAAAAUUGGUACCAAAAACCCAUUUAAUGUCGGAAGAUGAAUGGAGAGAAAUUGGUGUUCAACAGAGUAAAGGAUGGGUACACUACAUGACUCAUCAGCCAGAACCACAUAUUUUAUUAUUUAAAAGGAAAAUUACUACUCCACCACCUGAAAACUAAUCUUCAUGUAGCGCAUGUUAGGAAUGAAGCUCACCCUAAGAUCAUUGUUAAUUUUAAUUUUUAAUAGAGGAGUUUGGUCAUACAAGGUGAUACUACUAUCAAUGCAUUGAUAAUAUAUUGUGCAGAUGUUUAGCGUUUGUUGAAUAAUUAUGAAACGGAAUCCUAUGAAAUACUCAGUUAUUUUAAUACGAGAGAAAGUUUUUGAAACUAACUAGGCUCCUCCAGUACCAUUCCUGACUUGUCAUUUGAAAAUCACCAACAACAUAGUGUGUAUAUAUGUCUAUAGAAUAAUUUAAUACUUACUAGUAUUUUCAAGAUAGAGAGAUAAAAUCAAAGUGAAUCUGUACCAAUCAUCAUAAGGAUCCUGAUUUUCAGUUUACAUUAUGUCGCAGCAUUGAUCGUAAUUAAAUAGCUGUUACUGGAAAAAUACGUUCUGCGAUUGGUACAUUCAAUUUUGAUCUGUUUCAAUCAGUAUUGAUUAAUUUGGUGUCUAUAGUGAAAAUACUAGUACAAUGCGAAAUUGUGGAAACACAUACGUUAUAAAUUUAAUUUUGAAUGUUACUGUUAAAUCUAAUAGUCAAUGUGUCUCCUGUCACGAUGUGCCUACUGUCAAAUUAAUGUUAAGAAAGAAGUUUGUAAUAAGAGUAUAAAGUCAUCUGUAAACAAUUUAUUUUUACUCUUUAAGUACUCUGCACUUUCAUAGUGAGUUAAUGUUUAAACGUACAUUUGUCACGGCUUUAAAUUUCUAAUGAUUGCCUCGUACACCAUGUAUUUACAGAGUUAAAUAACUUCAAUGUUUUGUUUUACUAAAAUUAUUACAGUUACACGUAACUAUAAAUUCAAGCAAAAUAAAUUUGUAUUUUUCGUAUACUGUG